UUCCAUUUUGAACUCUCCUAUUGGAAAAAUAGUUGUUGAAGAUAAUGACCAGAACUUUUCUUCUUCACAUUCAAAAUCACUAUCAAAUAAUAAUAAUAACAGUAAUACACCUAUGUUUUCUUCUGCAAAAACUAUUAAUACUGCAGACAAAUUGAUGCCCAAUUGUGAUUUUCAAACAUUUGUGAUGAAUGCACUAACAAAAAUGAAAUACGACAUUUCUGGCAUUAAUUCAAAGACAAACGCUACACAUAUUCAUUUAAAUUCUUUUGUAACACAUUUUGGGAAUUCCAGUAUUCAAGAACAGCUGAACAAUAAUCAAAUAGGCCAAACUUCAGACUAUUGCAAUUUAUUUCCCAUUCAAACUGAAGAAGAUCUUCAGGCUGCAGAGAGUAGAAUUCUUGAUAAGAAUGUAAGAUUUAAUUUGGUACUUCAAUUGUCAUUGUUAGUUGGUAUUAAAGGUGUUGGAUAAAGCGUUCGUUGAUUAAUGAUUAAAAUGUUCUCAGAUGAAAUCCUUACUAGGAUUCAAAAAAAAAAAAAAGGAUUUUUCCAAACUCGGAUGCUAUAAUUUAUUGAUAGGUAAGUUUAGUAUAUCUCUUCCGAUAUUGUACUAUAUUACUAUUAAAAGAAUAUCAUUAUAUACUCUCGAGUGUUAAUAAUUAAUGGAUACGACUUAUAUAUUACUUCUAUAAGUUGAACUACUUUAA
Acyrthosiphon pisum (pea aphid) is the source of this 704-nucleotide messenger RNA. RefSeq lists its product as uncharacterized. NCBI's taxonomy places the organism in Eukaryota, Metazoa, Arthropoda, Insecta, Hemiptera, Aphididae. The transcript has 3 exons. The record is from RefSeq and is a predicted model, not a curated record. The coding region runs from base 113 to 469 and encodes 118 amino acids.